Monopterus albus (swamp eel) is the source of this 616-nucleotide messenger RNA. It is a transcript of the gene ndufaf4, whose product is annotated as NADH:ubiquinone oxidoreductase complex assembly factor 4. Gene Ontology annotation, biological process: mitochondrial respiratory chain complex I assembly. NCBI's taxonomy places the organism in Eukaryota, Metazoa, Chordata, Actinopteri, Synbranchiformes, Synbranchidae. The record is from RefSeq and is a predicted model, not a curated record. Gene Ontology annotation, cellular component: mitochondrion. The transcript has 3 exons. The coding region runs from base 64 to 597 and encodes 177 amino acids.
CUAGCUCACCGUAGGCGGUUUGAACGAACUUUAUUAAUAGCGGUCUUCAGUCACUAGUUAAACAUGGGGGCACGGUUUGCGCGAAUGGUCAGAAAUUUCAACCUAGAAAACCGAGUACACCAAGAAAUCUCCAGGGAAAAGCCAAGCGCAGCACCCCGACACGCGGGCAGCCUUCCGCCGUCCUCCGGUAGCUGUGAAGCAGCGGAUUCAAUCAACCAGAAGAACGACCCUCUGCUGAAGCUGCUCAGGUCUGUGUAUGUGGAGUCGAAGGAUACAGCACCAGCAGCAGAGGCAUCAAAGGAAGUGAAAGUGGAUAAACAAGUGGAGCGCCGACCGCUCAGGUUCAGUUUAAAAGGAGACUUCUAUGGCCUUAUGGACCUCACAGAUGUUCCUAAAGGCAAAUUGACCAUCACUGAGGCUCUGAAGGCCCUCGGUAGCCACCAACAGCAGCCUCAGACAUGGACUGCAGAAAAGAUUGCUCAGGAAUAUUCUCUAGAAUUGAAAGACACAAAGUCUCUUCUAGAGUUUUUUAUCCCCUUCCAGGUUCACAUCAUACCACCCAAGAAUGAAAAUGCCAAGCAGAUAAAGGCUUCUUAGAACUGGAUUGUUGGUGAAA